AUGGACGACGAGGAACACCAAGACUCGCCAGAAGCAACAAUGGGAACGCUGCGCAGGGAUACACCUCUUCCGCUGCCCGUUGAAGAUCCGCCAGAGUCAUCAACAGCGGCAACUCCGACAACAGGUCUGGGCUCGGCUACUGAUGAUUAUGAUCCAGACAACCCAGGCAAUGGUUUGGACAAUAGUGACAACUUUGGCGAUGACGAAGACCUACCUUCGGCUCUGCAAUCCAUGUCCCAAUCUUUGAGAAACAGCCAGGCAACCAGACAGCCUUUCCAGAGCCAAGACGAGCUACCCGAUUCACGCCCUGAAUCUAUAAUCGAUGCUUCUGAGACAGACGCAGAGCCUGAAGAUCCUCCGAAUUUUUCUGCUCAUGAUGUGUCUGACAGCGGCAGUCUAUACGAACCGAGCCAGGAAAAGGGUCGUUCGGGUCGGAAGAAGCCAGCUACACGCGCACAAACCAGAGGACAGCAAAUCAAUUCUGGUGAGAAAGAGUCAUCCGAAGCCGAGCGAAAAGGCAGUUCAGCACGCAGAUUGUACGAGAGUCGUGCUGCUCAGAAAGCAUCCGAGCAGAGCGGAUCCGCAGGUACGAAGCAGAAAACUCAAAAGAAGUCUGUCGUUAGGGGCAGGAUCGCCAAGCAGCCUUUUACCGAGGACGUGGAUCAAACCCACAACGAACAAGCCCCUGAGACUGCCAAUUCAGGAAGAGCAAGUGGUGCGAAGACAGCCAAACAAAAGACUGCAAGUUCAGAUGCACAAACCCACAAGAAGAAAGCUACAGUGGCAUCACUGCCGAAACACGAUAAUAACGACCCAUACGAGAUUGAUGAGGAUAUAUCGCAACAAGCCCCAAAUGAAUCCAAGACCCGUCAACAAAAGAAGCCUUCCAGAAAAUCCCAAGGCAGCCGAGCCGGCCGAGCUCAGCAAAACCCUGUGCCAAAGAAGGCUUCUAGACGCAAACAGAAUUCCAGACUCAAAGAGCAACAAGAACAAGAGGUUUUUGCGAUCGACGACAUUGAGGACUCCACAGCGGAUGAUGUUCAAACUCAUCUGACACGCAACGCAGGCAGUACCAAACUCAAGGACAGAAUGCAGCUAGACGACGAGUCAGCAGUUGCGACCAAGAAGCAAAAGAUUCUGGAAGUGGACGACCACCAAACGCAUCCGACAAACCAUGACCAUGCCGGGGAGCAAGAUCUGACAAAGCCCAAACAAUCUAUGAUCAAGAAAGUUAGUACCAAACAGAAUGGAAUUGAAGUGGCGUCUGCCAAGGCUCAACAAGAUGUUGUGCAUUCAAAUGGACAUUCUGGCGUCACACAACAUAUGAGCCGAGUGAGGGUAUCUGAUGGCAGUGUUAACGAUGCUCUCUCAGAGCCAGACUUCACCGGCGUAGGACUUGAAGGAAAUACCCCCUCGGACAGCGAUGAUCAUCAUUACAUUGACGAGCAAUUACUCCCUCCAGCUAUGCCUGAUCCAGAGCAUGAAAGAAGUAUGCCAGCCAAGAAGAAGCUGCCAUUCCGAAAAAGGGGCGAGCCUCGUCAGACAAACUCGAGUAGUCUUCUAGAAGACACGCCUUCGCACAAAGUUGGUGUACAGUCUAACGGGUCACGUAAAAGAGACAGCAUUCACGACGAAGAACUCCAUGCUCGCGAAUCCAAGAAGGCGAGAAAAUCUGCUAUCCCAAAAGUUUCAAUGCACUACGGGAAGGAGGCGCCUGCAAUUAAUCACAAAGUACCACAGACUGAGGAUGAUUGCGACAUAAUCCCAGCAUCGGAGGUAAACAUGGAAGACCAAGUCACACAUCAAGAACCAAAAAUGGUCUCAGGAGUGCUGCCAAACAAGACCACUGUAGCUGCCAGAAAUAUGUCGUUGCCGGCAGCGAGGAGCAUCUCAGAGGCAACAAUAAUUGAGGAGAGAGUCAUUGAACAGCACAAGAACAACCCCCAACGUGUUGCUGCUGAUAACAGGCAGGACAAGAGCAACUCCCAGCAUGAUCUAGAUAAGCGCAAUGUUACCAUCUCGGGUGGCUCCAGCUCUUCCACGGCAAACUCUUUGCCGGCUGAGAUGCCAGCUCGACAGAAGGGCUAUGAUUUUGCCGACGCCUCAGAAAGCUCGAGAUCUUUUCACUCAGUCCUUCAUCAAGCCGCAGUCGAUGAAAACGCUGAUCCCCGCCCAGUCCCUCGUCCAGCGUUGAAUCGAGAUCACCCAAUGACAAACCAGUCCCCCGCAACUGAUCACAGAGUUCCAGGACAAUAUGAUUACUCUCAGCCCAUACCCUCUGGCGGUAAGCAGGAAGCUCCUUUGCUUCACCAAGACACGUACCAUUCACAACAAAGGGGUAUCAGUGCUAGAGAUAUGUCAGAUCACUCACACUUUCAAAGUAGCAAUGUGGUAUCGACAGCGAGCAGAUUCAAAAGAGGCGAACCUUUACAAGUUCGAGACUUUGCCUUCAAAGAUAUGCUCAGCCCAAGACGUCAUGAGCCAAGAGAGAGGGCAUCAUCCUCAUUGGAUCAUCUCCAUGUUGGCGUGAGUGCUCGACCCGCUGCAAGACAGGCCUUAAAGAAACAUGUCAAACCACGAGUUCUUGACCAUGAUGAUGUCUUCUCUCCAGGGACCGAUAGCAGGGAACAGAAUACCUCGGUGUUUGUUGAUGAACUCAAACGGAAGACUGAAGCUCAAAACCAUGCUGAAGCGGUUUUACGACACAACGAGAAGACGCAUGAAUUCUCCGAGGAGCUGCUCAGAGCCCCAAGAAGACAUGAAAGUAAUGAAACUCACAUAUUAUCCAACAUUGAGACUACUGAUCGUCAUCGAGGCCAGAGGGGUGCAGUCCGCCCAUUUAUUUACCCCAAAGCCGCGUUGUUUAACCGAGAGCUUGUGGAGAAUGACAAACACCGGACCAGUAAGUCUCGAAUUCGGACCAUUGGAGUCGAGUAUCCGGAUGUUCAAGGAUCUCAUCCUUACAAUCAACCAGCUGGUGCAUUUCGACAAGACACCGGUGCGAGCCUGCCACGACGAAUGUAUAAUGGCCACUCGAGUGAAGGAUACCACGAAGACCGAGCAAACUUGGAAGCAUCAUCAACAGAGAAGCAGGAUCAGGGCAGUUCUGAAACAGAAGGAGGAACAGAAGUGGAUCGAGCUGCUAGUGAUCUUGUGGACACGAUACAUGCCGUGACUACGGCAAUCAUUGGAAAACUUUAUUCUCAGGACGGCAAGCUCAAUAAUAUUGUUGAGGAGUAUAAUCAUAAUGGUCGAAGGAUUGUUGCUCAAUUACAUGAACGUCAACAGGAAGACUUGCGUCAGGUAUCACGAGUGUUCCAAAACGACUGUCGCGAGAUUUCCAGCGCUUACAAGAAUACCUUGAAAGGUAUCAAAGAGUUACGUAAUAAGGUUUCGGCAAAGAGAAAGUUUGUGAAUGAAGUAGAGGCAGCGAAACGUGCUCGCUACGAGCACGUUGAGCGUUCAAUCUCUGCCGCUAUGGAAGAGCUUGGGAAACUCUGA
This is a messenger RNA of Pestalotiopsis fici W106-1, 3501 nucleotides long. RefSeq lists its product as uncharacterized. Bases 1 to 3501 code for a protein of 1166 amino acids. Lineage: Eukaryota; Fungi; Ascomycota; Sordariomycetes; Amphisphaeriales; Sporocadaceae. The record is from RefSeq and is a predicted model, not a curated record. The transcript is spliced from 3 exons.